CAGUACGGCGCGGAGGCUGGCGGGCCACGAGUGGGGCGAUGUGGCGGGCUGCUAGCCUGGGACGUGGGGUGACCCUGGGGCUGCUGCUGACGGUCCACGCGGUGGCGGCGUUCGAGCCCAUCACCGUGGGCAUCGCCAUCGGGGCCGCGUCGGCGCUCACCGGCUACCUGUCCUACAAGGACCUUUACUGCCGCUUCGCCGAGUGCUGCCGCGAGGAGCAGCGGCUCAACGCGUCGGCCCUCAAGCUGGAAUUAGAGGAGAAGCUGUUUGGGCAGCAUCUGGCCACAGAGGUGAUUCUCAAGGCGCUGACGGGCUUCAAGAACAACAAGAAUCCCAAGAAACCGCUGACUCUUUCCUUACAUGGCUGGGCCGGCACAGGCAAGAAUUUUGUCAGCCAAAUUGUGGCAGAAAAUCUUCACUCAAAAGGCCUGAAGAGUAACUUUGUCCACCUGUUUGUCUCCACCCUGCACUUUCCUCACGAGCAGCAGAUAAAACUGUACCAGGACCAGUUACAAGGAUGGAUUCGGGGUAACGUGAGUGCGUGUGCGAGCUCCGUGUUCAUAUUUGAUGAGAUGGACAAAUUGCACCCCGGGGUCAUCGACGCAAUCAAGCCAUUUCUAGACUACUACGAGCAGGUCGAUGGCGUGUCUUACCGGAAGGCCAUCUUCAUCUUUCUCAGCAAUGCCGGUGGGGACCUCAUAACUAAGAUUGCCCUUGACUUUUGGCGGGCGGGAAGAAAGAGGGAAGACAUUCAGCUGAAGGACUUGGAACCCGUGCUGUCUGUCGGAGUCUUCAACAAUAAGCACAGUGGCCUGUGGCACAGCGGACUGAUAGACCGGAACCUCAUCGAUUACUUUAUCCCCUUCCUCCCUCUGGAGUACAGACACGUGAAGAUGUGUAUACGGGCAGAGAUGAGGGCCCGCGGCUCUGUCAUAGAUGAGGACAUUGUCACCAGAGUGGCAGAGGAAAUGACUUUUUUCCCCAAAAGCGAGAAAAUCUACUCAGACAAGGGCUGCAAGACUGUGCAGUCACGGUUGGAUUUUCACUGACCUCUGACUCAAGCGGGGUAAGAGGCCACUGGGAGCUCAGCAAGUGAGGGUCUUGCCUUCCGGAAGCACUUUGAAGCCCUGUGUGGGGUUUGCACUUUGCACCUGUGGAUUUUCGGGACGUGGAAGUUUCUGAGAGUUGAGUUUUGAACAGACACUAAUCUAUUGAGUGUACUUGUCAUCUUGGACUGGACAGCCAUCCAUCUGUGAACUGUGGUGGACGAUGAACUUCUAAAAUCCUGCCCCCUCCCCCCUUGCUGACCUUGACACAAGUGCCUUGCAAACAGCUGUGUGAGAUCUGGGACCCUUUCUGACCCCACGGCACCCACACCUCAGAAGCUGCAGCUCUAACUCAGGGAGUGCAAGGGCCCUGUGGCAACCUGGGGAGCAUUCAGUUUGCACCUGCUGAAAACCUCCGAGAGUGUUCACUGGCUUUUCACUUGAAAUCAGUGGCACCUUCAGGCACAGGCAGUGUCCAGGGAGAUGCAGGUCUGCAUACUAGGAGCAUCCUCGACCAGGCGACCUCGCUGCCUGUGGCGUGGGGUCUCCAACCGAGGCUUCUGCAGCAGCCCAGGACCGGCUGGGCUGGAAUUCCUUUGCCUUCUCUUACUUGGUGUUGAUCUCCGUCUUCCUGGUACCACUUCUGCUCCUGAACUUCAGUCGCUGCUAGAUUUGCCCCCAGUCGCAUGUCAUCACGAGAGUCAAAUCAGAAUGAGGCCCUCGGUUUUGCAUUUGAGUCCUCUGUUCCCGCGGCGAGAUGUCAGUUAAAGUUUAUGCGUGGGUCGAUCCCUCACUUUACUCCAGAGAAUCAUCUGAAAUCCACAGGACAAGCUCGGUCUCCGUGGAUGCUACGUGCCAGAGCGGUCAGCCGGCGGGUUCUGCGUUGCCAAAGAAGUGUAGGCACUGGGCACCAGAAAUGCUAGAAUUCUCAAGGAUAUGUAGGUUUUUAUGAUGUUUUUACUUGUGAAUCUUGUAUAACAGAAAAAUAUAGGACGUGGCUUAUUUUAAAAUAUGGGAAGGAUACCAAAAAA
This is a messenger RNA of Lontra canadensis (Northern American river otter), 2077 nucleotides long. RefSeq names its product torsin family 1 member B (gene TOR1B). Gene Ontology annotation, molecular function: ATP hydrolysis activity; ATP binding; kinesin binding. The record is from RefSeq and is a predicted model, not a curated record. NCBI's taxonomy places the organism in Eukaryota, Metazoa, Chordata, Mammalia, Carnivora, Mustelidae. The coding region runs from base 39 to 1049 and encodes 336 amino acids. Gene Ontology annotation, biological process: nuclear membrane organization; protein localization to nucleus. The transcript has 5 exons. Gene Ontology annotation, cellular component: endoplasmic reticulum; endoplasmic reticulum lumen; nuclear envelope.